Aspergillus ruber CBS 135680 is the source of this 2415-nucleotide messenger RNA. RefSeq names its product histone deacetylase hdaA (gene hdaA). The transcript is spliced from 16 exons. The record is from RefSeq and is a predicted model, not a curated record. Bases 1 to 2415 code for a protein of 804 amino acids. NCBI's taxonomy places the organism in Eukaryota, Fungi, Ascomycota, Eurotiomycetes, Eurotiales, Aspergillaceae. Gene Ontology annotation, biological process: chromatin organization. Gene Ontology annotation, molecular function: histone deacetylase activity. Gene Ontology annotation, cellular component: histone deacetylase complex.
AUGGAGGACGACGAGGAUACCGUCAUGCGGGACGCCAUCUCCCAGCCCAUGGCUCCACCUCACCAGCUGGCUAGAGCUAGCGCGAGCAGACAGUCUCUGCCUCCGCAUUUCAAUGGGAGUGCCGAUCCUGCUCUUGCGCCGUCGAUUUUGGGACAGGGGUUGCCGCCGAGGCUGGGGAGUGUGCCGGCGCCGGCGACGGCGACGUCUGCGAUGGGGAUUGUGCCGGUGGCUGGUUCUGGUCCUGGUCCUGGUACUGGUCAUCCGGCAGAGGCGCCAGGUUUGACUAAGUCUGUCGAGCUAGGUGGGGGGCUCGGGGGAAUUGAAAGGUCCGAGAGCCCUAUGGAAGCGAAUUCGGACUGGUCGGACGAAGAAGCUGCGGCCCAUGUUGGUAUUCCACUUGCUAGCCUUUCAUCGGGAUUGUGUUAUGAUGUGCAGAUGCGGUAUCAUUGUGAAGUGAGACCGACGGCAGAUGUGCAUCCGGAGGAUCCGCGAAGAAUUUAUUAUAUCUACAAGGAGCUGUGUCGAGCUGGGCUUGUUGAUGAUCCAGAGUCAUCGAAACCGCUUGUCUCGAGGCCGUUGAAAAGGAUAAAUGCGCGGAAUGCGACAGAGGAGGAGGUUUCGCUUGUCCAUACGCCGGAUCAUUUUUCUUUUGUGGAGAGCACCAAGGACAUGUCUGAUGAUGAACUCAUUGCAUUGGAACAUACUCGUGAUUCCAUCUAUUUCAACAAACUCACUUUUGCGUCGUCACUUUUGUCCGUGGGAGGUGCAAUUGAAACAUGUCUUGCUGUCGCUACUCGUAAGGUUAAGAACGCCAUCGCUGUUAUCCGGCCGCCCGGACACCAUGCAGAACACGACAAGACUAUGGGAUUCUGUCUGUUUAACAAUGUAUCGGUCGCUGCUCGUGUUUGUCAGAGAAGAUUGGGAGAUAGCUGUCGAAAGAUUGUGAUUCUCGAUUGGGAUGUCCAUCAUGGAAACGGUAUCCAGAAAGCAUUCUACGACGACCCUAAUGUCUUGUAUAUCUCUUUGCAUGUUUAUCAAGAUGGGAGAUUUUACCCUGGUGGUGACGAAGGUGACUUGAACCACUGCGGUGCUGGUGCUGGUGUUGGGAGAAACGUCAACAUUCCAUGGCCAAGCCAGGGUAUGGGUGAUGGCGACUACAUGUACGCAUUUCAGCAAGUUGUCAUGCCUAUUGCUCAAGAGUUUGAUCCCGAUUUGGUUAUCAUCGCUUCUGGUUUCGAUGCUGCUGUUGGCGAUGAGCUUGGUGGUUGCUUCGUGACACCAUCUUGCUAUGCGCACAUGACACAUAUGCUUAUGGGUCUUGCCAAUGGGAAGGUGUCUGUCUGCUUGGAGGGUGGCUACAAUUUCCGAUCAAUCUCCAAAUCCGCACUCGCAGUCACAAAAACGCUCAUGGGAGAGCCUCCCGACCGUCUUCUGUCAACAUCGCCAUCGGAACUUGCCGCAAGCACUGUAAGACGUGUUAUGUUGACCCAGUCCCGUUACUGGCGGUGCAUGUAUCCGAGGGAACCGCAAGAUCUGAGCCUUUGGACUGAUAGACUGCACGAUAUUAUUCGUCAGUACCAGUCCAAGCAGCUGUAUGACAAGUUCAAGCUCACGCCGCUUUAUAUUUAUCGGACGGCUAUUUCGAAGUCUUUUGAAAAUCAGGUUUUGGCAAGCUCGAAUUAUUACAAACAAACACCGCUUCUAGUCGUUUUCCACGAUCCACCCGAAAUAAUGGGCCUCCCUCAUCCAACAACCAAUAAACUAGAAGCCCACAAUUGCUGGCUGGCUGAUGUUGUCAAGGAGUAUAUCGGAUGGGCUAUUGGGAAAGGCUAUGCUGUGAUUGACGUGAACAUUCCAAAACAUGUCACUAAUGAACCUGUAACUGGGAAAUACGAAGACGAGGAUGAGAACAGGCCUACUGCGACUGAGGAAUUGGCGGGGUAUUUGUGGGAUAAUUAUAUCGAACCCAACGAAGCGACCGAGGUUUUCUUCAUCGGCAUGGGCAAUGCCUUUUACGGUGUCGCGAACUUGUUGAUCAACCGAGAAACCCUGUACCAACGCGUUAACGGGGUAAUCUCCUUCGUCGCCGAGAACCCCGUUCGCGCGAUAGCCUCCCACACACAAGUCUGGCUCUCACGAUGGUAUAAAGAUAACUCAUUGGUCUUCGUCUCCCACAGCCACGGCGUUUGGAGCAACGUCGAAACGCGCCGCAAGCCGUCAAAACGCUACGGGCAUCUUAUUCAAUCACCGACCUCGGGACUCAGCGAAAUGCUCAUGCAUCAUCGCGAGGAUGUGUUUAAGUGGAUUGAGGAGCGGGCGGAUGAGGAGGAGAGUGAGGAGGAGGACGAGGCGGAGAGGGGUGGGAGUGGGAGCAAGAGUCGGUCGCCGGUGAAGAGGGUGGCAGCGAGUGAGUAG